AUGCCCCCAUCGCCGUCAACCUGCUCCUGUGGCUCAGAGGCUGGAGAGCAAGGCACUCCCAACACAGACAUCAAGACGAUGGAAAAGCAUAUAGAAGAUGUCUCAGAGUACAAAGCACAGCAACCUGCUGAGGGAGCCUACAUCCCGCCAGAGGAAAUCCAGGCCCGAUUUGAGCUUUUGCGCUAUCUGAGCCCGGAGCAGAUGGACACACUCAAUAAGCGUAUCCUCAAGAAGAUCGACUGGCACAUGAUGCCUUGUGUCACACUCAUGUUCUUAAUGAAUUAUCUCGACCGCAUCAAUGUUUCUAAUGCCCGUCUUGCUGGGCUCCAGAGUGACUUAAAUAUGAGCGAUACCGUGUGGAAUGCAGGCAUCUCGACCUUUUAUGUCGGCUACCUCGUCGGCCAGCUCCCUGGAAACCUACUCAUGGCUAAAUCGAACCCACGUUGGUUUCUCCCAGUCAUAAUGCUCAUGUGGAGUUGUGGAACCAUUUGUAUGCCUGCCAUGACCAACGGCGUUGGCUUUUGCGUCGUCCGUUUCUUUAUUGGCCUGGCCGAGGCACCCUUUUUCCCUGCUCUCACCCUACUGACUUCUUCUUGGUACACGAGAGAAGAGUCUCCUAUGCGCAUGGCUAUCUGGCAUGCUGGCAAUACUAUCUCGAACAUCAUAUCAGGAUUCUUAGCGGCGGGGAUUCUCGAGAAUAUGGAUGGUAUUAGCGGUCUGCACGCAUGGCAAUGGUUCUUCCUGAUUGAAGGGAUAGCAUCUAUCGCUGUUGCCGUCGCUUCAUUUAUUUUCCUACCUGCUUGGCCGCAUAACACUCGGUUCCUGUCUGAAGAGGAGAGUCAGAUGGCACAAUACCGUGUGCUCGUGUCUAAUGGUGGCCGUGAUGAGACCGUUGGAGGAACGUGGGAUGGGCUCAGGGACGCCGUGAAGGACCCCUUUACGUGGUUCUUUUGCCUCAUGCACUUCGCACUAGUUACUGCGCAGAGCUUCAAGGAUUUUCUGCCGUCGAUCAUAAAAACAUUCGGCUUUGACACCAUGACCACAUACCUUGUCCAAGCACCGCCAUAUGCUAUUGCCUACGCCUUCGCCUGUGCUGCAGCCUGGUCAUGUGGCAGAUACCAAGAGUCAACUUGGCAUAUAAUCAUUCCCAUAAUCAUCUCCGCCGCAGGGUGCAGUAUCCUCAUCAGCACUCUUAACGUCGGGGCGCGGUAUUUCGGGAUCAUCCUACUCAUUUGCGGCACGUACAGUGGACUCAACCUGCAACUGUCUUGGGAGACGACGGUGGUUCCAUCGCCAAGAGCGAAGAAGGCUGCACUCAUUGCUAUUGCCAACUGCGUCAGCCAGUCGAGUCAUUGGUUUAGUCCCUACUUUUAUCCAACCAGCCAAGAGCCAUAUUACCGUAUGGGUGGUGGCCUGGUGCUUAUGGGGUGUGCACUGGUCGCGGUGUCAGCUUUCGCUGUGAAUUGGAGAGGUAGACGGCUUAAUAAGAGGUUGGACGAAGCUGAGGGGUGGACUAUGCACUCAGGCAGCGAGAGAGGUUGGCGGUACAAAUUAUAA
Messenger RNA from Aspergillus pseudotamarii, 1557 nucleotides. RefSeq names its product major facilitator superfamily domain-containing protein. The record is from RefSeq and is a predicted model, not a curated record. Gene Ontology annotation, cellular component: membrane. Gene Ontology annotation, molecular function: transmembrane transporter activity. The coding region runs from base 1 to 1557 and encodes 518 amino acids. Gene Ontology annotation, biological process: transmembrane transport. Lineage: Eukaryota; Fungi; Ascomycota; Eurotiomycetes; Eurotiales; Aspergillaceae. The transcript is spliced from 5 exons.